This is a messenger RNA of Perognathus longimembris pacificus (Pacific pocket mouse), 2800 nucleotides long. RefSeq names its product arachidonate lipoxygenase 3 (gene Aloxe3). Gene Ontology annotation, biological process: lipid oxidation; linoleic acid metabolic process. The coding region runs from base 86 to 2221 and encodes 711 amino acids. The record is from RefSeq and is a predicted model, not a curated record. Lineage: Eukaryota; Metazoa; Chordata; Mammalia; Rodentia; Heteromyidae. Gene Ontology annotation, molecular function: protein binding; oxidoreductase activity, acting on single donors with incorporation of molecular oxygen, incorporation of two atoms of oxygen; iron ion binding. The transcript has 15 exons.
AUCAAGCAUCUUGUUGAAACCGGCUUGUCACUCACCACCUCCAGGACAGCGGCUGCUGUGUGUCCAGCGUUGUGUGGGUCCCAUUAUGGCAGUGUACCGCCUCUGUGUGACCACCGGUUCCUACCUGAAGGCUGGCACAAUGGACAACAUCUUUGCCACGCUGGUGGGCACAUGUGGCGAGAGCCCCAAGCAGAGGCUGGAUCGAGUGGGCAGGGACUUUGCCAAGGGAUCGGUAAAGAAAUACAAGGUGCGCUGUGCAGCCGAUCUGGGAGAACUCUUGUUGCUGCGCUUAGACAAGGAGCGCUAUGCAUUCUUCGGCAAGGACUCCUGGUACUGCAGCCACAUUAGCGUCACUACACCCGAUGGCACUGUUGUCCCCUUUCCCUGCUAUCAGUGGAUUGAUGGCUACUGCACCACGGAGCUGCGGCCAGGAGCAGCAAGAACCAUUUGUCACGACUUCCUUCCUCUCCUUCUGGAUCACAGGAAACGGGAAAUCCAGGCCCGACAAGAAUGCUAUCGUUGGAAGAUCUAUGCCCCUGGCUUCCCCCGCAUGGUGGAUGUCAGCAGCUUUGAAGAGAUGGAGUCAGACAGGAAAUUUGCCUUGACCAAGACAGCACCUUGCACAGAUGACGGGGACAGCCCUGGGAAUCGGUAUCUGCCUGGCAUGCCCAUGAAAAUUGAUAUCCCAUCUCUGCUACACAUGGAGCCCAACAUUCGCUACUCAGCUACCAAGACGGCCUCGCUGAUCUUCAAUGCCCUCCCUGCGUCCUUGGGCAUGAAGAUUCGAGGGCUGCUGGACCGCAAGGGCUCCUGGAAGAAGCUGGAUGACAUUCGGAACAUCUUCUGGUGCCACAAGACCUUCACUUCUGAGUAUGUCACAGAGCACUGGUGUGAAGAUUACUUCUUUGGAUACCAGUACCUCAAUGGCGUCAAUCCUGUCAUGCUCCAUUGCCUCUCCAGCUUGCCAAGCAAGCUGCCUGUCACCAAUGACAUGGUGGCUUCUCUGCUGGGACCAGACACCUGCCUACAGACAGAGCUGGAGAGGGGCCACAUUUUCCUAGCCGACUACUGGAUCCUGGCGGAGGCGCCGGUACAUUGCCUGAACGGCCGCCAGCAGUAUGUGGCCGCCCCGCUCUGCCUGCUGUGGCUUAACCCGCAGGGGGCGCUGCUGCCCUUGGCCAUCCAGCUCUGCCAGAACCCUGGUCCCGAUAACCCCAUCUUUUUGCCCACUGACUCCGAGUGGGACUGGCUGCUGGCCAAGACCUGGGUUCGCAACUCUGAAUUCUUGGUGCACGAGAACAACACGCACUUUUUGUGCACGCAUUUGCUGUGCGAGGCCUUCUCCAUGGCCACACUGCGCCAGCUGCCGCUCUGCCAUCCAGUCUACAAGCUCCUGCUUCCCCACACGCGCUACACGCUGCAAGUGAACACGAUCGCGAGGGCCACGCUGCUCAACCCUGAAGGCCUGGUGGACCAGGUUACAUCCAUCGGAAGGCGUGGCCUCAUCUACCUCAUGAGCACAGGGCUGGCCCACUUCACCUACACUAAUUUCUGCCUUCCGGAUAGUCUACGGGCUCGUGGCGUUCUGAAUAUCCCCAACUAUCAUUACCGAGACGACGGCCUAAAGAUCUGGGCGGCCAUUGAAAGCUUUGUCUCAGAAAUCGUGGGCUACUAUUAUCCCAGUGAGGAAUCCGUGCAGCAGGACUCUGAGUUGCAGGCCUGGGUCAGCGAGAUUUUCACUCAGGCGUUCCUGGGCCGGGAGAACUCAGGCUUCCCAAGUCGGCUGUGCACUCCAGGAGAGCUGGUGAAGUAUCUCACUGCAAUCAUCUUCAACUGCUCCGCCCAGCAUGCUGCUGUCAAUAGUGGGCAGCAUGACUUUGGGGCCUGGAUGCCCAAUGCCCCAUCAUCUAUGAGACAGCCCCCACCUCAGACCAAGGGGACCACCACCUUGAAGACUUAUUUAGACACUCUCCCAGAAGUGAAUAUCACCUGUAAUAAUCUUCUCCUCUUCUGGUUGGUCAGCCAAGAGCCAAAGGACCAGAGGCCUCUGGGCACCUACCCAGAUGAACACUUCACAGAGGAGGUCCCCAGGCAGAGCAUAGCAGCCUUCCAGAACUGCUUGGCCCAGAUCUCAAGGGACAUCAGGGAUCGGAACCAGAACUUGGCCCUGCCCUAUGCCUACCUUGACCCUCCUCUCAUCGAGAACAGCGUCUCCAUCUAAGCACCAGCUCAGGUCCUGGUGUGAGGGAAGCCAACUUCCUGUAAUCUUUUUAGACCCUUUCACUCUCUUUAUCCUCAGCCCUGAACGUCUCUGCACGCGUGGACCAAGAUGUCUCUAGCAUCUUAUGAAUAGGCCCUGAGCUGUGAGAGGCCAGUACAGCAGUGUCCAGGGUAAAAGCCGCUGAGUACAGUCAAAUGCACAGUAGAACUCUCAAAAAGAAAAGAACCCCAACACCUUUUGCCUCCUGUUCUAGCCUCUGGUGGAAAUCUACCUCUUCCCACUAGGAUGCUCAGCCUGCAUUUCUGAGCUCUCCUUCCCAGUCUUUCCCAUUUCCAAACUCUCCUACCAUGCGUUUUGGAGUCUUUUGGACAGAGAAUGGAAAGGAUGUGUUCCUGGCUCUGUCAUGUGGUCCCCUUCACCUGUAGUAUCUUUAAGGGGAAGGGACGAAUAGGAGCCCAUCUCACUUGGACAUCUGGCUGUGGUUCUUGGGGACAGAGGGCCUGGCCUGGCCAUGUUUUGAGAAUCUCUCUCCUCUUUGCCUUUGAGUCCAGAGACUUCAAUAAAAGCUAAUGGAUUUGG